This is a messenger RNA of Astyanax mexicanus (Mexican tetra), 2527 nucleotides long. RefSeq lists its product as uncharacterized. NCBI's taxonomy places the organism in Eukaryota, Metazoa, Chordata, Actinopteri, Characiformes, Acestrorhamphidae. Bases 240 to 1751 code for a protein of 503 amino acids. The record is from RefSeq and is a predicted model, not a curated record. The transcript is spliced from 5 exons.
UCUCCGCUGUGGAGUCUCUGUGGCGGGUCCGGAAUGGCGGGUUUUUCGUGAGGCGCCGCUUCAGUUUAGACUUUCUUCCACUUUAAACAGAUUUAGGGAUUAAACUCAGAUUUUCGGCGCGCUAACAGGGAUGGACCUGCGGGACCCGAGGAAACAGCCGGAGCGCCGCCGCUUCCAGAGAAAGUUAAGGUCUUAAUUCUGAGAAAGUUAACAUCCACCAACCUGUGUUCUCCUGUAUCAUGAGGAGGUCUGGGGCUUCAGUCCCACCUCGUCUCCGACGACAAAAACCUGAUCAAAGCGACGUCAAAACUUCUCCCGAAAAAGAUGUGAGAACUAAAACUAGCAGACGGAUGAGGAAAGUGAAGGCGGGUCCACUGAGAAAUAAAUUCAAUCCGGACUCGUUCUGCUCGGACAGUGAGGGUUCUGGAGUGAGUGAUGGCGUGGACCGGGCCGUGACCUCGCCCGUACCUGUGCUUGUUGAUCUCACUGGUGAACCUGAACGUCUGGUUGAGGUUGGUGGAGCUCAGAAUCAGCAGGAUGUUGUUCUGCUCUCGUCUGGUGAGGAGGGUCAGAUCAGACGGUUGGAGUUGGUGAAGUUUGGGCGGAGCUCGGAGGAUCCGGUGGGUAAAGUUGUCUUGCCGCCGCAGUCUCUGGCAGAAGACACACUGAAAACAAUCCGACUGAAAAACGAAGCUUCAGGACGAAACCCGCUCUCUGAUAGUAUCGGUACGAUUCUGAUUGAGAGGUGGGACAGUCAGUCGGACGAGGCGAGCGCUGAGGGAUCGGUGGUGUCGGGUCCCGGCUCCCCUCACAGUGUCCUAAGCUCACUGAGGUGCAGAGACUGCAGGACACUCUUCACCAAAAUCAGGAGACAAAGACCUCCGAAAACUAGGAAACGGGACUAUGAUCCAGCCUCUUUAUCAUGUGAUGAAUGGCUGCUUAUUAAGACUUGGCAUCCAAAGCGACGGAGGCAAGAGAGAGGAAAGUUGUGGACGCAUCUGAAGCGGAUCAGAAAGCUGGUGCUGGAGCUUUCGGGUUGUGCCAUGAAAAACACAGUCACCUGUUCUAGACCUCACGUCUUCCUGCAGAGGAAUUUGCGUCGCUGCAGGAGAAUGACCUCUGACAGCAAAGCCAAGCCACGACAGCGCCGCCGACCCAGGAAGAAAAUCCUGUGGCCUCCUCUGGGUUCCAGAAGAAGAGUAAAGAGAAAAACGUUUGAAAGAGAUGAUUCCUUAGAUCAGCUUUUCCCUUUAGACCUCACCGCCUCCAACAACGCCCGCCAGGACCAGCCUGCGAGCCGCGAUGAUCGCUCUGAACCACAAGAGCAGGAGAGAGUUCUUAAACACGUCGUCCGGGACUUUACCGGCGUUCCGGACCUACCGGAGGGAACACGCAGGGAACUGAGAUUUGAGGAUCUGUUCAGUGCCCUGCCGAUAGAGUCACAGAAACCACAGCAGGGGAUCCUACAGAGAAACAGAGGAAGAAGAAAAACCAAUACAAGUCAAACAGAUCUCCCAGCAAAUGAACUGGAUUAUUCCAGAGCAAAAAAUCUGCUGUGUGGGGAUUCAGACGAGUUCAGAACCCCUACAGAUCUCUCCACUUUGGAGUCGAAGGUUGUCAGAAAGAGUCACUCAUCAUCGUUCUUUUCGUCUGGAAACUCGUUCAGUGCGGAACAGCGGGGCAGCUUCAGGUCCAUGUUAGCGGCGGUGGAGAAGAGUCACAACCGGAUUAUUAAAGAAUCUCACAGUUGAGGCUCUCGCCCGGUUCUGGUUUUGGUUCUGUUUGUUUAAGGUUGUUGAGUUUCUCUGUUCUGUUUUAGGCUGGAGAAAUAUAGGCUGUUACCUACACGUUCACGUUUAAACGAUAGGGGGCAGUGCAGCUCUCAGCAGCAUCAAAUAUACAUCAAUCAAAUACACAGGACGUUUAAUGGAAGAUUAAAAGCUGUAAGAACGGUAUUGCCGCGCUGGUAAGGGGCCGCGUCUGUUAUGUUUAUGAUGCAGCCGGUUGACUGCAUUUAUACGCAGCCAAACAUCAAGUUUUUCUCCAGCUUUAGAGCUUAAUAGUUAGAAACUGGCAUCUAAUUGGUGCACUCUCUUAGUGAAACAUUUAAAAGCCUGAAAAAAGAUCUUCUGAUCAAACAGUUUGCUGUUUGUUGUGAUUUUGAAUACCUACCUGUUCAGGUGAUUAGACCUGGAUAGUUGACAAAUCGUUUUUCAUAUUUCCGGUCCUUUAUUGUUAUUGUAUAGUGUUUUAUUUUUGUUUUUUUGUUAGUUAAAUUAUUAGCAUAGACUUAAUAACUUAAAAAGAGGCCAAGAAGUAACCACACUGCUGUUUUUUUGUUCUGUUGCUGAAACGUUCUCUCUUACUCAGGAGUAAAUUUUCAGAGUAAAUAAAUGUAUAAAGUGUAAUUAACAUGUAUGUUGUUCAGUUCCUUUUUUUCUGUGUUCUGUUUUAUAAUUAUUAAUUAUAAAUGUCUACAGUGGGAUUGUUGCUGGUAACAAAUAAACACGGCUUCUGUUGACUAUAA